This is a messenger RNA of Aspergillus homomorphus CBS 101889, 440 nucleotides long. RefSeq names its product Dabb family protein. The record is from RefSeq and is a predicted model, not a curated record. Bases 102 to 416 code for a protein of 104 amino acids. The transcript has 2 exons. NCBI's taxonomy places the organism in Eukaryota, Fungi, Ascomycota, Eurotiomycetes, Eurotiales, Aspergillaceae.
CCAUCCCUCGCCUGAUUCCUUACCGCAGCAUUGCCCAACCUCCUUAAUCGCACUUCCACUGUCUGAAAAGUGUUUCCUACUCGCCUUAGAGAAGUUCAACAAUGCCGCAGAUUGAACGCAUCACGCUCUUCAAGAUCCCUAACGAAGAAGACAUCCCGAAGGUCCUGGAGCAGUUCAAAAUCCUGGGCCGCGAUGCCACCAAGGACGGCAAGCCAUACAUCAUCAACGCCGCCGUUGGCCAGUCGUUUCCGGAUGCGCGCAAUCAGGGCUGGAACGUCUCAGUCAAGACCGCGUUCGCUUCGCUGGAUGAUAUGAAAUUUUACGAUCAGGAGUGCGAGGCGCACAAAGCAUUGAAGGCCGUCGUUCUUCCACUGAAACAGGAUAUCAUGACGACUUACUUCGAGAGUAUUCUGUGAGGGCAUCUUGGGCGACAUCAUAAU